Messenger RNA from Hydatigera taeniaeformis, 2463 nucleotides. NCBI's taxonomy places the organism in Eukaryota, Metazoa, Platyhelminthes, Cestoda, Cyclophyllidea, Taeniidae. The record is from the annotation of a GenBank genome assembly.
AUGUCGUCGCCAUGCUCCACUGUUCAUUCUCUACCUGUAAAUAUUGAUGCCGAUGGGGCAGUUUUGGACCUCUCAAAAGAGUUUGUGGCAGUUGGAUCCGGAUGCACGUCUUAUUUUCGGGGAAGGAAACUUCGCGGUGAGGUGUUUGAAACACCGGCAGAAUCGGACGUUCUAGUCAUCCAAAUUGAUGAUGUGAACUCUUUAGACGAAGUGCCAAGUGUUUUGAAGGUGGUGCGCGAACCGAUAGAAAAACUGAUUAUCUGGAAUACUGACGCUUAUUGUGACGUAUCUGAGAAGCUCAGGUCCGGCCUUAUUUGUCGCCUCCGCUACCGCAUGGGUCUUCCAUAUCUCGUUCUCACUCUCGUUGUGUGGAAUGGUUCUCCGGCUGGGGGACCGGCAAAGGCUUACACUGGGAGUCAAGCCCUAGCGGUUGCAGGACCCGAAGUAAAAAAUAUUGGUCGACGUCAAGAACCUUUGAAAGUUUCCAGUUCAAUAGGAACAGAAUCUGCAUCUCGUAAAAAGCCACCUUUAAAUGAAGAAAAUUUUACCUUUACACCAACCCUGUCGUAUGCAGAACAAUUGCUGUUGCAGAAGAAUAGACGAGAUGAACUGCUUCCCAAAAUAAAGUCUGAAAACAGAAUUGAAUGUGAUAACGCAGACCGUCUAAUUGAGUUUCCAGAUGUCGAAGACGAUUGGAAGACGGAGGACGAGCAGGAUAUGGAAAUGCUGCACUGGCUAUCCCAAUUAUCCGGCGAUCAGCUCCGCUCCUAUAAAUCAGCCUUAACCUACCUACCUGUACCCAACCCCUUUGAUAGCGCUAAUGAAUUGAUAUAUUUUUUAAGUAAAGGAAACAACCAAGGGGGGAUGACUUUUACGUCGGAUGAGGUUAACUUCCUCAUUUAUCGAUACCUGCAAGAAGCAGGCUAUUGUCAUUCUGCGUACCUUUUUGGAUUAGAAAGUGAAAUCAGUCAGUCGAACGUGGAUGGCUCCCUGGUGCCUCCAGGUUCGCUUUUGAGUUUAAUUCAGAAGGGAUUACAGUAUACUGAGGCAGAAAUCAGCAUCGGUGAAGAUGGCAGUGAGCGCGUAGUUGAGUCCCUCUCCCUCAUCGACGCUGUUGUUCCUGACGUGAUCGAGAAACGGAAGAGUUCGCUAAAGCAACAGCAACAGCAGCAUCAGCAGCAUCAUCCCUCUGGUUCCGCUGCCUCCAACGCCUCAACCGGCCAGCAGCAACAGUAUAACAGCGCAUCGAAUUCUCUAGCCGCUUCUGGUGGUGGUGACGGAUACAAUUCCCAUCUCCCUCCCGCUACUUCAGAUUCUGUAAAUACACCUACUCCAAUGGACAGUGAGAGCGGUGGUGGUGGACAGCAUUGCAUUAAUCCUGGUGGCAUUCUCCUACCCAAUAACCUCACUGCCACGUCGGUUUCUGUGCAGCAGCAACAACAACCGCAUCUACCCCCGUCGGUUGUCACUGCAGUAUCUCCUCCCUCUACUAGUGGAUUUAACUCCGGUAGUCCUCUUAACACUGGACAUCUACGUUUGCCAAACAAGAAUUUCGUCUCCUCACAAGAUGCCCUUUCCGGUCACCCCGUCCCCAAUUCGGUUCUGCUCCCUUCAAUGCACACUAAUGGUGAUAAUGGCCACAUCAACCACUACCGCCCGAGUGCCGAUACGGGAAUAACGGGCAUGGAUGUAGACAGAAUUCCUCAUCAACCACCAGUAAGUCAACCGGCGGCACCACCUCCAAACGCCUCUGCUCAUUCUCCGGAUCCCGGCCUCAUUCCUCAAGACCGAAUCACCGUUCUUCGUGGCCACACCUCGGAGGUCUUUAUAUGCGCAUGGAAUCCUCGCACAGACAUGCUGGCAUCUGGCUCUGGCGACUCAACUGCACGCAUAUGGAAUUUGGAGAAUACAUCGCCGACGAAUUUCCGGAGUUCUCCUAUCAUCCUCAAGCACUGCAUCAGUCGUGACGGCCACUCUGUUCUCUCCGCCAAGGAUGUUACCUCCUUGGACUGGAAUUCUGAUGGAAGUUUCCUCGCAACCGGCUCCUACGAUGGAUAUGCCCGCGUUUGGGACACUGAGGGUAGUUUGUCUUACUUCGUCAAUUACAUCUAUGCGGGAAAUUUACAAAAAACUCUUGGUCAACAUAAAGGUCCUAUAUUUGCCCUCAAGUGGAACCGGAAAGGCAACUAUAUUCUCACUGCAGGAGUCGAUAAGACUACAAUUAUUUGGGAGGCCCAGACGGGUCAGAUCGUCCAGCAGUUUGCUUUUCAUCAAGGUAAGCUCAUUUCCUCAAAGUCACUUGAUCUCGCUUGCUCUGUUUUGAAGCAUUAUUUUAUUUCAGCGCCCACUUUGGACGUCGACUGGAAGUCAGCAGACACCUUUGCUUCAUGUUCCACCGAUACUUACAUCUACGUAUGUAAGCUGAAGGUUGAUACUCCUCUGAAGACCUUUAAAGGACAUGGA